This is a messenger RNA of Drosophila bipectinata, 5138 nucleotides long. RefSeq lists its product as uncharacterized. Gene Ontology annotation, cellular component: cytoskeleton. Lineage: Eukaryota; Metazoa; Arthropoda; Insecta; Diptera; Drosophilidae. The record is from RefSeq and is a predicted model, not a curated record.
CCCGCAGUUUCUGUCCAACAGCCCCCGAGUACGGUUCAAGUUUUGUCAGCUCAGCUCAGUCUUAAGUAAAUUCAGUGUAAAUCGUUCGAAACCAACCUAGACAGGCAAUUGGCCAUAAAUAAAUCGGGAAACCUCUAAGAGACUUGAGAGACCGACACUUCAAAGCAGCUGUCUGUCACUUGAACCCAAUCAACGAAUCGAAUCAACGAAAUAAUAAAUCAUCCACGAAUCAACAACGAAAACAGCAAUUUGAAAUCUUCGAGUGUCUUUUCGGUGAACAGAUGUUUUGAAAACUCACCGAAAACCGCCACAUAUCCUGGCAAGGACUGUCAACCUCCGGCCAAAGUGAAGUUUUUUAUUGUGAAAAAAAAAAAUAAAUAGAGAAUCCAGCAAUCCAACGAAAUCCAGUGGAGUUACUGCAGAUAGAAUAUUAGUUUGUGCAAGUCGGUUUCAGGAAGAAAAAGUUCAAGGAGCAGGGACCCUGCGCCCGUACCCGAAAGAUACGAUCCCUGAAUAUGGGCGGGACUGUGGAGCAGCGACCUUGGACCCCGACUGUCCGUAUUGGCAAGAUUGCCGCCGAAACUACUAAUCCUGGACCGGCUAUUGUCACGCUUCCAACUUUGAUUGGCAGCAAAGUGCCCGAUUCUAAAAAGAAAGCGGCUCCUUCGUAUUCCUUUGGUCACAAGUUGGGUAACAAAUACGACACCUUUGGCCCGGGUCCAGCCCAAUACAAUGUUACAGGUCUGAGGGCCAAGGGAAGGGACUAUCCAAGGGCUGCCACCCUGCAAAGUCGACCCAAGGAACUGACCCGCUUCCAAAAUCCAGGACCAGGCGAAUACGAUGUUCUGCAUGCGGCCAAGGCGGCUAUGGAUGCCCCUCCAAGAUAUACCUUUGGCCAGAAACCCGCGACCCUCAAGUCCUUCCAGAUACCAGGUCCCAAUCAUUAUCAAGUGGUGCCACUUGAUGUCGUCAAGCGGCGAGCCCCUCGAUAUUCCUUUCGCAUUAAAGUUAACGUCUACAUUGUUGACAAUCCAGCUCCGAAUAGCUAUUGCCCUGAAAAGGUCACGCAAUCAAAAAAGAAUGCGCCACGCUACACUUUUGGUAGACGAACUAAAAUCCAACACGACCAGGGCACACCAGCUCCUGGCGCCUAUUGUCCUGAGAAGGUGAAGCUCAAUAAGACGCCAGAGUUUAGUUUUGGCAUCAAACACCAUGAACUGCGACCGGACUACACACCAGCGCCGGGCACUUACAAGCCCGAGCAGGUUAGCCUCGAACACAAUCCCGCCUAUAGUUUUGGCAUAAAAACCAAACACAUUCAGGUCAGCGACACCCCAGCACCCGGUGCUUACAGUCCCGAAAAAUCAAAGUUACACUCCACACCCGCGUACUCGAUCACAGGCAAGGCUUCUCAUGAUGUUGUAGAUUGCACGCCUGCACCCGGCGCAUACGAACCAGAAAAGUGUGUGCUGAGCAAGACGCCCGCCUUUAGCUUCGGCCACCGCGUGGAGCUCGCCAAGGCCAGCGACACCCCCGCCCCGGGCACCUACCAGCCCGAGAAGGUGCGGCUGGACAGCACGCCGGCCUUCACCCUCUCCGGCCGCCACGAAAUCAAGGCGGUGAGCGAGACCCCAGCGCCCGGUUCGUAUGCCCCGGAAAAGUAUCGCAACGAUCGCACGCCCGCCUUCACCUUCGGCGGUAAGAACGAGCAGCGGCUCGAGAGCUCCACUCCGGCACCUGGCGACUACCAUCCAGAAAAAGUCCGGCACGAUCACAAUCCUGCUUUCUCAUUCGCCGGUCGCCACGAUUUGCACAAAAUAAGCGAGACACCAGCCCCCGGGGACUACCACCCGGAAAAGGUAAGGCAGGACCACAACCCAGCCUUCUCCUUCGCCGGACGUCACGAUCUGCAGAAGCCCGAAAAUACCCCAGCUCCCGGGGCCUACUCCCCGGAGAAAGUCCGCCAAGAUCACAAUCCUGCAUUUUCGAUGGCUGGGAAGCACACCCAGAAGGUGUCCAGCGAUACUCCUGCUCCUGGGGAUUACUGUCCCGAAAAGGUUAGAUUAGAUCAUACUCCUGCUUACACCUUUGGAGGAAAGAAUGAUCCUAAAGUGGAGAACAAUACUCCCGCUCCAGGGGAUUACUGCCCUGAGAAGGUCAGACAAGAUCACAAUCCUGCUUUCUCGUUCGCUGGUCGUCAUGACCUCCACAAACCUGACAGCAAUCCUGCUCCAGGAGCUUACUCCCCGGAGAAAGUCCGUCAGGAUCACAAUCCUGCAUUUUCGAUGGCUGGGAAGCACACCCAGAAGGUCUCCAGCGAUACUCCUGCUCCCGGGGAUUACUGUCCCGAAAAGGUUAGAUUAGACCACACUCCUGCUUACACCUUUGGAGGAAAGAAUGAUCCUAAAGUGGAGAACAAUACCCCUGCUCCUGGUGACUAUCAUCCAGAAAAAGUCAGACAAGAUCACAAUCCAGCUUUCUCGUUUGGUGGUCGACACGACCUUCACAAACCUGACAAUAAUCCUGCUCCUGGAGCUUACUCCCCGGAGAAAGUCCGUCAGGAUCACAAUCCUGCUUUUUCAAUGGCUGGAAAGUAUAUUCAAAGGGUUUCAAGCGAUACUCCAGCUCCUGGUGAUUAUUGUCCCGAAAAGGUUAGAUUAGAUCACACUCCCGCUUACACCUUUGGAGGAAAGAAUGAUCCUAAAGUGGAGAAUAAUACCCCCGCCCCUGGGGAUUACCAUCCCGAAAAGGUGAGACAGGAUCACAACCCUGCUUUCUCAUUCGCUGGACGCCACGAUCUCUAUAAACCCAAUGAAACUCCCGCUCCAGGAGCCUAUUCUCCAGAGAAAGUCAGACAAGAUCACAAUCCUGCAUUUUCGAUGGCUGGAAAGCACACCCAGAAGGUGUCCAGCGAUACUCCUGCUCCCGGUGAUUACUGUCCCGAAAAGGUUAGACUAGACCACACUCCUGCCUAUACUUUUGGAGGAAAGAAUGAUCCUAAAGUGGAGAACAAUACCCCUGCUCCUGGUGACUAUCAUCCAGAAAAAGUCAGACAAGAUCAUAAUCCCGCUUUCUCGUUCGCUGGUCGACACGACCUCCACAAGCCAGAUAGCAAUCCCGCUCCUGGAGCUUACUUCCCGGAGAAAGUCCGCCAAGAUCACAAUCCUGCAUUUUCGAUGGCUGGAAAGCACACCCAGAAGGUGUCCAGCGAUACUCCUGCUCCCGGUGAUUACUGUCCCGAAAAGGUUAGAUUAGACCACACUCCUGCCUAUACUUUUGGAGGAAAGAAUGAUCCUAAAGUGGAGAACAAUACCCCUGCUCCUGGGGAUUACCAUCCAGAAAAGGUCAGACAGGAUCACAAUCCGGCUUUCUCAUUCGCUGGACGCCACGAUCUCUAUAAACCUAAUGAAACUCCCGCUCCAGGAGCCUACUCCCCGGAGAAAGUCCGCCAAGAUCACAAUCCUGCUUUUUCGAUGGCUGGAAAGCACACACAGAAGGUGUCCAGUGAUACUCCUGCCCCAGGAGAUUACUGCCCCGAAAAAGUUAGAUUAGACCACACUCCUGCCUAUACUUUUGGGGAAAAGAAUGACCUCAAAAUUGAAAACUACACUCCUGCUCCUGGGGAGUACUCUCCAGAGAAGGUAAGACAAGAUCACAAUCCGGCUUUCUCGUUCGGAGGUCGACACGACCUCCACAAACCUAACAGCAAUCCUGCUCCUGGAGCUUACUCUCCGGAGAAAGUUAGACAAGACCACAAUCCAGCUUUUUCGAUGGCUGGAAAGUACAUUCAAAAGGUGUCCAGUGAUACCCCUGCUCCUGGUGAUUACUGUCCCGAAAAGGUUAGGUUAGACCACACUCCCGCUUAUACUUUUGGGGGAAAGAACGACCUAAAAAUCGAUAACCACACACCGGCUCCUGGUGACUAUCAUCCGGAAAAAGUAAGGCAGGAUCACAACCCCGCUUUCUCAUUCGCUGGACGCCACGAUCUACAUAAACCCAAUGACACCCCGGCUCCUGGGGCAUACGCUCCGGAGAAGGUUCGCCAAGAUCACAACCCAGCUUUCAGCUUUGGCGGCAAGUACGACCCCAAGGCGGAAGUGACUCAUCCUGCGCCAUGCGACUACGCCCCCGAGAGAGUUCGCCUCGACCAUACACCCGCCUACACCAUUGCAGGUCGUCCGACCGCCGAGCCGGUGAGCCAGACCCCGGCUCCGUGCGACUACCAUCCGGAGCAGUGUCAUGUGGACAGCACCCCUGCCUUUACCUUUGGCAUGCGACUGGGAAGAGAACUCGUCUCUGAUACACCAGCACCCUCUGCAUACGAGCCUGAAAAGCACUCCCUGCACUCAACACCGGCCUUCACCUUCGGCACAAAGUCGGAGAUCCGAGUGGCCUCCGAUGCCCCAGCCCCCGGCCAUUACCAUCCCGAGCAGUGCAAGCUGGACAGCUCCCCGGCUUACAGUUUUGGCCUAAAAACGGCUCCGUUGCCAAACCUUCCAGAGCCAAAGGGCGCUUACAUCGAAGAUCGAAUUGUCCAAAGACGCGAGCGUCGUCUGGCCAGUCCCGUACGCAACAACGGUGACUGCACCAGCACCACCACAACCACAAAUAAUAGCCAAAACAAUGCAAAUGGUAGCAGCAGCACAACCACAACUACAACCACCACGACAACCACAAAGACCUUUAUCAACGGCGUGGAGCAACCGGAUCUGGUGCAAAAGCAAACAAAGCAAAGCACCAAAAAGCAGGUGAAUGGCGUCGCCCACAAUGAGCUCAAGUCAGCAGCCCUUAGCAAUGGGAACCACUCGAAGGUGGUCAGCACCACCACUACAGAGAAGCAGGUGGUGCACGGCGAAAAGAUGAGCGAUAACAUGAAAGUAGUGGCCAGCGGUAAGUCGGACGCCAGUGCCACCAAGACGGCCGCCGUGAGCCAUCAGACGGUGGUGCGCUCCGAUGGCGCCAUUGUGUCUAGUAACCAGUCUUCGAGGAUGCAGACGGUCAAGUACGCUGUGGAGGCGAGCAGCGUACAGGAGAAGAUCAUCAGCUCCUAACGUCUACAAAAUACCAACCGUCAUGGGCAGCAGCAAGGAAGGAAAGAUCAAAUCGGCUCCGGCUUACACGAUGACCGGACGCGAAAA